This is a messenger RNA of Labrus bergylta (ballan wrasse), 3525 nucleotides long. Its product is annotated as matrix metalloproteinase-17-like. The record is from RefSeq and is a predicted model, not a curated record. Gene Ontology annotation, cellular component: extracellular matrix. Gene Ontology annotation, molecular function: metalloendopeptidase activity; zinc ion binding. NCBI's taxonomy places the organism in Eukaryota, Metazoa, Chordata, Actinopteri, Labriformes, Labridae. Gene Ontology annotation, biological process: collagen catabolic process; proteolysis; extracellular matrix organization.
ACGAACAGGAGGGGAGCUCGUGCUGCUUGUUGCGUGGGGAGGGGGGGAAAACCUCUGUUGGACUUGAUUUGGGACGAGAAUAGCCUACACAUUUUCCCCACCUGACAUGUCUUCAUAGCUUAUAAUUAAGGCUACAAAGUGCUGUUUUGUUUGAAACAAACUUGUUAACCCUAAGCGUCCUUCCCGCCGCUUGGUUUUUUUUAAUGUGUUUCAUGUGUUUGCGCUCCACAGUGAGGUAGACUUAUGCAGGGAACAUUUCACGCGACUGUCGGCGUGUCUUUUAUCCCGUGGAUGCUGCUGUCGGGGUCGGUGUCUGAGCCCUGCAGGACCAGCCUGUCAUAGGGGCAUCAUGAAUUUUUCGGUUUUUCACAAGUGGAUGAGGCAUAUUUCCCCGGAGAUGCUGCUGCUGGUGCAGAUAUUGUGGCUUUUACCUCUGACCGGAGCGGCUCCAUCUCAGACGACCGAGCAGCUGGACACAGGGGUGGACUGGCUGAGCAAGUUUGGCUACCUCCCGCCCCCCGACCCUGCGACUGGUCAGCUUCAGACCAAAGAGGCCCUGACCAAUGCCAUCAAAGCCAUGCAGAAGUUUGGAGGGCUGAAGGAGACCGGGGUCUUUGACCAAGCCACUCUAGGCCUUAUGAAAACACCCAGAUGUUCUCUGCCAGAUGUGUCUGAUGGAGAGCGGACAAUGGGCCGAAGGAAACGAAGCCUGACUCCUUCGAACAAAUGGAGUAAGAGACAUCUAUCCUGGAGAGUGCGGACCUUCCCUAAGGAUUCAGCCUUACUGGGUAGGGACACUGUUCGAGCCCUGAUGUACUACGCUUUGAAGGUCUGGAGCGACAUCGCACCACUUAACUUCCACGAGGUGGCAGGAAGUGACGCCGACAUUCAAAUCGACUUCACAAAGGCCGACCACGAUGAUGGAUAUCCCUUUGACGGGCCGGGGGGCACCGUGGCACACGCAUUUUUCCCCGGAGAGAGGUUCACAGCUGGGGAUACGCACUUUGAUGAUGACGAGGCCUGGACCUUCAGAUCUCCAGACUCUCAUGGGAUGGAUCUGUUUGCGGUUGCGGUCCAUGAGUUCGGUCAUGCCAUCGGCCUUGUCCACACAUCAGCCAUGGAGUCCAUCAUGAGGCCGUACUACCAGGGUCCAGUGGGAGACCCUCUGAAGUACGACCUACCCUAUGAAGACAAGGUCCGCGUCUGGCAGCUCUACGGUGUCAGAGACUCAGUGUCCCAUACUAACCGACCAGGCAACCCAUCCCAGACAGCUGAGCCUCCUGUUCUACUAGACCUUCCUGAAAACAGAUCGACUUUCCUGCUGGCGCGAGAUGCCCCCGACAGAUGCACCAGCCACUUUGAUGCAGUGGCCCAGAUUCGAGGGGAGGCCUUCUUUUUCAAAGGAAAAUACUUUUGGCGACUAACUCGAGAGAAGCACCUGGUGUCUCUGCGUCCGGCUCAGAUCCAUCGCUUCUGGAGGGGCCUCCCAAUCAACCUGGACAGUGUGGACGCUGUGUACGAGAGGCCAGGGGACCACAAAAUCGUUUUUUUUAAAGGUCUGAAGUACUGGGUGUUUAAAGAUAAUAUCGUAGAGGAGGGUUACCCUCGUCCAAUCAGUGACUUCGGCCUCCCCUCGGACGGUGUGGACGCAGCUUUUGUUUGGCUCCACAACGACAAAACCUACUUCUUCAAGGACAACCAGUACUGGCGCUACGACGACCACCUGAGGCGCAUGGAUCUGGGAUAUCCUAAAGACAGCACGCUGUGGAAGGGGCUGCCGUCUCAGCUGGACGACGCCAUGAGGUGGUCUGAUGGCUCGUCCUACUUCUUCAAGGGGAAGGAGUACUGGCGAGUGCCGGGCAGUGACAUGGAGGUGGAGGCAGGAUUCCCCCGCCUCAUCGCCAAAGACUGGCUCCUGUGCACAGAGAUGCAGUCGGACUCUCCGGACACAGAGCCCAAAAGUACGGAGACAAGAGGCAACGCGCACCAACACCCGGACCACGCAGAGAACGGGUACGAGGUGUGCUCCUGCACCUCGGACACUGCCUCGCCUUUAGGUGCCCGCCCCUCCCCCUCUCCCCUGUGGCUGCUGCCACCUCUCUGGACGCUCUCGCUGGCCCUCCGCUCUGAACUGCUAUGAUGCCAAAGCAGGGGACAAAGCUCCUGAGCCGAUUGGUGGAGGGCUAGAGGACUCUCAGUGGGAGCCAAACUGGAACACUUUUACACUUUGGUAUCUUUUUGUGCUCAUUUUGCUGUUAUUUAUUUUACAUGUCAUUUGGUUGGCACUGCCAACUAGAGUAUCAUCCUUAUAAGCAUCUUUACACUCACACUGCUUUACAGAGUUCUUAUUGAAUGCUCACACUGCCUCCUUCUCUACAGGGAAAUACUGUAAGAAAUGGAAUAGAUUCAAAGAGCACCAACAGUUAUUUGUUUUGUGACAGGUUUACAGAAACAGUGACUCAAAUCCAGAGGAGUUAAACAGAUGUAAGCAGGUAGAAAGAGGAAACACACAGUAACCCAUUUUACAUCACAUCAGAGGAUACGUUCACCAAAUGUUUUUAAAGAUAACCAGAAAACAUCUUUUCACUCCUCACCUGAUAUCCAGCCCUCACGCCAGUAAAGAAAAAAAUAUUUCUACUUUUCUACACAUGUCCAAUUUGAAAUCCAAUUUUUAAAAUCUCAACAUAAGUGUUUUUUUUGCAAAACCAUUUUCAGUGUUUCUCUUAAUUAUCUGCAGUAUUCAGAGGGAUUCUUUUCCUGUGUUUUAAAGUAGACCUGAUGAAAACGGUUUACAACAAAGUGUGUAGAUGAUCCAGAAUAACAUGGACACUGAUUUUGAAAAGACUUUAAAUUUGAAGUUUUAAAGCAUUUCUUUCCACUCGCACUGCCCACACACACACACACACACACACACACACACACACACACACACACACACACACACACACACACACAUCCAUCCAUGCUCGUGGACUUGACAGUUAGCUUGUGAUAUGUUUGAAUGUUUUGGCUCCUGCUCUUUGCAGGAGGAGUCUAAACUUCAGUGAGAGCUGUGAGGGCGGACGUGGAGCUGGAUUGUCAGUUUUCUUGCAUAAAUCCCUCAGUUUGACUCUGACGUGAGAACCUGCAGCUUCUGUUGUUGUUGUUUGUAUUUCCACUCGUUCACAUUCACUCUGGGUUUUUGAAGCAUUCCUUGCUUUUUGUUUUGUUGGAACUUUUGGAUCCACUUCCGAUAAGGUUAUAUUCCUGUUUUUUUCCUACACUGCAGGUCAUAGAGUUUUAAGAGCCUUUUUUGCUGCUGGACAUUUCUUUAAUCGUCCCUAGCUUCUAUUGAAGACAAGAGUCUUAACAUGGCUCUUGAUUUAUUCUUGCUGUAAAGAUAUAUUUACUUAUAGACUGAUAUAUUUGAGUUGAAAAGUUCUGCAGUUAUUGCAGUACCAAGUGGACUGUGUAUAUUUUAAGCCGUGUUUUCUAAUGUAAAAUAUUUUUGUAAAAAAAAAAAAAAAAUUAAAGAAAUCUGAAUGA